Schistocerca gregaria is the source of this 2653-nucleotide messenger RNA. It is a transcript of the gene mRpL43, whose product is annotated as 39S ribosomal protein L43, mitochondrial. Gene Ontology annotation, biological process: mitochondrial translation. The transcript has 4 exons. NCBI's taxonomy places the organism in Eukaryota, Metazoa, Arthropoda, Insecta, Orthoptera, Acrididae. Gene Ontology annotation, molecular function: structural constituent of ribosome. The record is from RefSeq and is a predicted model, not a curated record. Bases 1773 to 2345 code for a protein of 190 amino acids. Gene Ontology annotation, cellular component: mitochondrial large ribosomal subunit.
UUUUCUUCUGUAAUAUACAAGCUAUGCCUGCAAGUUGCAAACAAUUUGAGUUCGAUAAAUGUCAUUGUUGUACAAAUGUGGACUCCAGCCCCCACAUAUAUAAGCUACUGCAUAGUGCAUGUGCAAUUUGCUCGUGAAAGCAAUUGAGAAUCGCCUUGCGAAGACCACAAUUACCGCGAGAACACACUCGAGGACAGCCGUUAGAGUCGCGACUCAAAUUGAAUUGACGUGACGAUCAGUUUGAAUUGGCCUUAAAUGCCACUAUUUGAAAUGCUCUGUGGGAUGUUUUGACAUUAUGUGACGUGGUAUGAUGUGACAAAUGUGAAUUGACCUUCACAAUUCAUUUGUUUUGCAUUGAGUUAAUGUGCUUUUCCGAAAAUGAUUCCUGUAAUUCCCUCUAAUAAAUAGUUGUUGCAAAACCAUUUUUUCGUCACUGAAAGCCAUAAAACCUUAAUUAUUAAAUAAUAAUUAUGACAUGCAAAUUAUUUGACGAAUGUUAACCUGUAAAUAUAUUUUGUACUUACAAAUUUUUAAAUUACAUAUAAAAGCCAAUGCACACUGACCGUCACGUCAAAACAUUCUGCAAUGUUUCAAAUGGCGACAUCCGCAUUGGUCGUCCCGUCACGUAACUGGCAAGGUUUCUCGGGAAAAAGUUUUGAUGGGUUGUGUUAUCCUCAGUUCAUGACCUCCCAAUACAUGGCCAUGCACAGAUCUCCAUAUUUCGUUUCAUUGUGGUUGCCGUUGUUGAGAUCAGUUGUGUAAUGUUCGUUAUUUGUUAUAAAUUGUUUAAUUUUAUUUCUUUCGUUAACAUUUUUAAGCAGUUAUGAGAGGUUAAUUGAAACAGUAAAGUAGCAAUCAUAGUUGUACGACAUGAGCAUAAUAAAUUACUUGCCCGCUACUACAUGUAUGAAGUGGAUUACCGUAUUGAAAUGGAUUGCAAUAUGGCUGCAACUUGAAAUCAAAAAGUACUAAGUGUAGAAUUUGAUUGAUUAGUAGGUGGAAUUUAUUCUAAUAUUGUACUGUAUUUGUAGCUUCGCAUGAAGAAAUGGACAAACUUUUAAGACAUUGCACCUUGUUUCUUUUAAUAUAUGUUUGUGGCAGGCUUACUUUUUGUUAAGCGGUUGACUGUGUGUGAAGGUUUUGCAAGCAUUAUCUUGUGAAUAUUUAUGAUUUCACAAGCUAACCCCAGCACAAAUAAUGAACUACUAAAAGCCAGAUGAGAGGUGUGAAGAAAACCUUUAAAUCUUGAAGGGCAAGGUAUUGAGGGAAAUGUUACUACUGCACAAAAAUUGCACUGGACAGGCUACUAAACCUUAAACAGACUCAUUGUAACUCUUAACACUGGGUUUCUUUUAGUAAUUCUAGAUACAAUUUAACAUAACAAAUUUAAAAAAACUGAAGCUUUAACUUUCUAAACUAUUAAAUUGAGAUUUCUCUUCCUCGAGCUCCUUGUAUGGUGUUUGAAAUCACCCUUUUGUAUUACGUUAUUGCAUUUUUCGAAUCCACACUCUUAGAAUGCCAUGACGGCCAGUGUCAGUUGCCCUUAAAAAACUUGCAGGCGUACAUGUCAACUGCAUGGUCGACUUAGAAAGUUGUCGAACGCUGAAAAAUCGAUUCGAUCAUAACACAACAUCCAAGCACAACAAAUCCGGUAUGAGAUUAGGAAGUUGAGUUGUGUUUGUUUACAGCCUUCGGUGUGAGGCAGUGUUUGAUACGAACAGGUUACAGUACACAGAAGGAAGAAUCAGUGUGUUUAAUAGCCGUUUCAUAUCAUGUCGAACUCUCAUUUAUUUUUACCUUCGGGUUUUCCGAGAGCACCAUUAGGAAAUGGUUUGGGCAGAUACAUUUGUCAGUUGCAACGAAUAACUAUAAAAUUUUGCAAAAAUCAUGGAGCAAGUAGAGGCGUCAGGGAAUUCAUUGAAUGCGAUCUGAUUGAUUUUGCACGUAAGAACCCUCAAACGGUAGUGUACGUAAAGCCCCGUCGACAUCGAUCACCUGUCAUCAAAGCGGAAUACCUGAACGGAGAAAAUCAUCACAUGAGUGUUCAUAACUUUACAUUAGAUGAGAUUCGCAAGUGGAUAUCGGUUUUAUGCACGCAGAACCAAGGGUCGUUCGUACGUUAUCGCAAAAUGUGGCACACAGAUCAUCCUUCCAUACAAGGUGUGUGGAACCCUUUCACUCACAGGCAGCCAGAACUGAAUAAAGCCACGUUCCCACAGGAAGAAUUGUCAAGUCCACAAAAUUUACCACCCACUGCUACUGAUUUGUUACUAGAGAUGUUCAAAAAACAGAAGCUGUCAGAGGAAGACUCUAGAGCUGUAUUAGAAGAGAAACGUGCUGAAUGAAGUUGCAUCUAGAACGGAAAACUAGUCACUGUUGUAGUAAAAUAGUGCAGAAGGAGAAGAGACUGAGAAUUUAUAAAGUAGAUACUACUGUUGAUUUUGUGAGCGGAAGUACCUUAAUACUUUCUAGCAUUUGGUCAGAUGAAUCAGCCAUGAGUCUGCAAUCAUUACUUGAACCAGAAUUAAAAUUGUGCAAGAUGUGAUUUACUUCUUCAAUUGAUGCUUCUUGAUACAAGAAAUUGUGUUUCUAUGCUACAAAACACUGUAAAGACAUUGUUUUGAUCUAUUUGGCAAUAAAAGUGUUAUUUUAG